UUUAUUUUGGAUUAGGAUUCCCAUGGCAUGUGAACUAGAAGAUAAUUUGAAAUAGAAGGUCUCUUUAUUCUGAAGUGACAGUCUUUACCAAAAUGGUUGGAAAACUCAAACAGAACUUGCUAUUGGCAUGUCUGGUGAUCAGUUCAGUGACAGUGUUUUAUCUGGGCCAACACGCUAUGGAGUGUCACCAUCGAAUAGAAGAACGCAGCCAGCCUGUGAGGAUGGAAAGUGUGAGAAGCACAGUAAGAACUGCUUCCGAUGUAAAUGCAAACAAAACCUUUGCUUACAACAAAGACAUGCCUUUAAUAUUUAUUGGAGGAGUACCUCGAAGUGGCACUACCUUAAUGCGUGCCAUGCUUGAUGCCCAUCCGGAUAUUCGAUGUGGGGAAGAGACAAGGGUAAUCCCGCGAAUUCUGGCAGUUAAGCAGAUGUGGGCUAGAUCAAGCAAAGAGAAGAUCCGACUGGAUGAAGCUGGAGUCACAGAUGAGGUUCUAGACUCAGCCAUGCAAGCAUUUUUAUUGGAAAUCAUUGUGAAACAUGGGGAGCCUGCUCCAUAUUUGUGUAACAAAGAUCCUUUUGCUUUAAAAUCCUUAACUUAUCUUGCUAGAAUUUUCCCCAAUGCCAAAUUUCUUCUAAUGGUACGGGAUGGUCGUGCAUCUGUGCAUUCCAUGAUAUCUAGAAAAGUCACAAUAGCUGGAUUUGACCUUAACAGUUAUAGGGACUGCUUGACCAAGUGGAAUCGUGCUAUAGAAACUAUGUAUAACCAGUGUAUGGAGGUUGGUUUUGAAAGGUGUAUGCUGGUACAUUAUGAACAACUCGUAUUGCAUCCUGAAAGAUGGAUGAGAACUCUCUUAAAGUUUCUUCGCAUCCCAUGGAACCAAGCAGUGCUGCACCAUGAGGAAAUGAUUGGAAAAGCGGGAGGUGUUUCUCUUUCAAAAGUUGAAAGAUCUACUGACCAAGUAAUCAAGCCAGUCAAUGUGGAAGCAUUGUCAAAGUGGGUUGGGAAGAUACCUGCUGAUGUUCUGCAAGAUAUGCCAGUGAUUGCACCCAUGCUAGCAAAACUGGGUUAUGAUCCGUAUGCCAAUCCACCAAAUUAUGGAAAGCCAGAUCAAAAAGUUGUGGAAAACACAAGGAGGGUCUUUAAAGGUGAAUUUCAGCUUCCAGACUUCCUUAAAGAUGUGCCACAG
Phaethon lepturus (White-tailed tropicbird) is the source of this 1187-nucleotide messenger RNA. It is a transcript of the gene TPST1, whose product is annotated as tyrosylprotein sulfotransferase 1. The transcript is spliced from 3 exons. Gene Ontology annotation, biological process: peptidyl-tyrosine sulfation. The record is from RefSeq and is a predicted model, not a curated record. Gene Ontology annotation, cellular component: Golgi apparatus. Lineage: Eukaryota; Metazoa; Chordata; Aves; Phaethontiformes; Phaethontidae. Gene Ontology annotation, molecular function: protein-tyrosine sulfotransferase activity. The annotation marks the transcript as partial.